AUGAAAACCCAAAAUUCAUCCCUUAAAAAUCUAAAAAUUCAGUUAAGCCAAUUGGCAGCUCUUGUGUCAGAAAAGAUUCAGGGUCCCUUACCAAGCAAUAUAGAGAAAAAUCUAAAGGAUCACCUUACGACCAUCACUUUAUGGUUAGGUAAGGAACUUGAUGAACCUUAUGCAGACAGACAAGAAAAGAACCAGAAAGAACAACAGGUAGACAAGGAUUUUAUAGUACUUGAAAUGAAAGAAUGUCCUGAUGAACCGAUAAUUUUGGGUAGACCAUUUCUUGCUACAGGAAGAGCAAUCAUGGAUGUUUAUCAAGGGCAACUAAUCUUGAGAGUUGAUGAAGAAAGAGUCAUUUUUGAUAUGCAAAAGAUACUAAGAUUUUCAGGAGAUGAGGCAUCAUCUUCAUGCUUUUCUAUUGACAUGAUUAGUGAUCUUGCAGAUGAAUUCAAAGAUGAUCAAUUAAUUUCAGACUCAAUGAAAAGAUGUUUGACCAAAUCAAGCACCGCACAAGAUGAUGAUCCCACAAUUAGGAGAGAAGCUAAAAUACUGAAAAAAGAUUCGGAGGAUAAGGAGAUGCAAUUAGAAGAAGAAGAAAGACUAAUUCAAGUCUUAAAAGCACACAAAGGAGCUUUAGGGUGGACUGUAGAGGAUAUCAAAGGGAUUAGUCCAGCAAUUUGUACGCAUAGAAUCCUCAUGGAAGAUAGCUACAAGCCAAUAAUCCAAUCCCAAAGGAGAUUGAAUCCUGCAAUGCAGGAAGUGGUGAAAAAGGAAAUUGUCAAGCUUCUAGCGGCAGGUAUUAUUUACCCAAUUUCAGAUAGCCCUUGGGUAAGCCCAGUUCAGAUAGUACCAAAGAAAGGAGGGUAUAACCAAAUACCAAUUGCACCCGAAGAUCAGGAUAAGACAACUUUCACAUAUCCUCAUGGAACAUAUGCAUACAGGAGAAUGCCAUUUGGUGAUUGUAUAAUAGCUUUUGACACCCUUAAGGAGAAAUUAUCAACUGCAACUGUAGUUGUGUCUCCUGAUUGGAGUCAACCUUUUGAGGUUAUGUGUGAUGCUACUGAUACGACAGUUGGAGUUGUUUUAGGCCAAAGAAAGGAUAAGAUUUUUCGUCCUAUUUACUAUGCCAGAACAAAGGUGACUAUUUUUACUGACCAUGCAGCUUUAAAAUACCUCUUAGCCAAAAAAGAUGCUCGACCUAGAUUGUUAAGAUGGAUUUUACUUCUGCAAGAAUUUGACCUUGAGAUAAAAGAUAAAAAAGGAACAGAGAAUCAGGUAGCUGACCAUUUGUCUAGACUAGAAGACCCUCCCCUUGAGUUCAACGAGAUAAAAGAAGAAUUUCCUGAUGAACACAUUUUUUCAGUUGACUCUGUUGUGACUCAACCACCCUGGUUCGCAGAUAUUGCUAACUACUUGGUUGGAAGAUGGACACCCCAAGAUCUCUCUUACCAGCAAAGAAAAAAGUUUAUUUCUGAUGCUAAGUAUUAUUUUUGGAAUGAACCUUACUUGUUCAAAAUUUAUGCAGAUAAUAUCAUCAGGAGGUGUGUACCUGAAGAAGAGAUGACCAAAAUUUUGUAUCACUGUCAUGAUGGAGCAAUUGGAGGUCAUUAUGCUGCAAACCGUAUGACAUUUAAAGUAUUGGAGGUCGGAUUUUUCUGGCCAACACUCUUCAAAGAUGCCUGA
Molecule: messenger RNA, 1680 nt
Organism: Nicotiana tabacum (common tobacco)
Lineage: Eukaryota; Viridiplantae; Streptophyta; Magnoliopsida; Solanales; Solanaceae
Source: RefSeq, a predicted model, not a curated record